Molecule: messenger RNA, 3221 nt
Organism: Amphiprion ocellaris (clown anemonefish)
Lineage: Eukaryota; Metazoa; Chordata; Actinopteri; Pomacentridae
Exons: 13
Coding region: 105-2918 (937 amino acids)
Source: RefSeq, a predicted model, not a curated record
CCAUAUUUCUUAUUUCCCAACUGGCAGGGCCAAACCCGCCCACUGCCACCCCAUGGCUCUAUAAAAGACGCCAACAGGACCUGAUGAUAAGAAGUCGGUGUUGAAUGAACCUGGCCAUGCAGUGUAAAGUCCUCGUCCAUGUCGUCCUGCUGACGCUCAUAAAGCAUGUGUCUUCAAGUGAAGUCCAAGCCAGCCCGAACACAAAUGCGACCCUCCCCUGCAAUGUGACGCUCCCUGUCCCUGUAAAAGAGGGAAAAAUAGACAAGUCUCUAAUCACAGUCCGCUGGAUAAGUAAUGGCUCUGAUAUCGCCUUGUUUGGAAAAGCAGCAACACAGAUAAAGGAGGGUUUCAGCUGGGACACCACUGAUUUCAUCAAUGGGGACUUUUCAUUGACCGUCCUCAAAGCCAGCUUGGACCUGCAGGGGGUUUAUGAAUGCACGGUUGGCUACAACUCCUCAUUCCUGCACUCCAGUAAUGUUACAUUCAGUAUCCUUGCCUCCCCGACUCUCUCCGUCCCUCAGCAGUGGUUGGUGUUAGAAACAGAGAGCCAGCUUCAGUGCCAAGCACAUGGUUUCUACCCUCCUCCAGUCUCUUUCUCCUGGACCAGAGAUGGACAAGUGAUUCAGUCUCCCCUCCAGGUUGAAGCUGACCUUGCUCCAGAUGGAUACUACACGGCUGUGGACAACCUGACCUUCUACCCUUCGCGUGUGGACCAGAAUGCGACCUUUGGCUGCAGAGUGUCACACGAUGGCAGCGAUCAAGAGCUGGAUUUCCAACUCAACAUCACCUAUCUGUCCUCCGUUCGACUGUCUGUCGUGCCACCAAGCUCCAAAAACACCCCCCUGACUCUUUACUGUGACGUGGAGAGUUUCUACCCAGAAGAAGUGUCCGUGUCCUGGUUUCAAAACGGCACCUCCCUCCCUGAGCCUCCUGUUCCUGAGCAGAACCCAGAUGGGACCUACAGAACCAGACGUUAUUACACCCUGAACCCCGAGCAGAGGGGCCGAGGAGGGAAGGUGGAGUGUUCGGUAAACCAACCCGGGGCAGCGAAUCCUGUGCUUGGCUCAGCAUACCUGGACAAACUGGAUCCUCAAGACGAGCCUCCGGUGUUGACUAAAUCGGCCAAAGCAUCUGUGGCUAUGAUGUGCAUUUCUAUAGUGCUGGUCUUCUUGCUGUGUUUCGGCUUUUCUUGGAGGAGAAGAGAUGAGAAACAGAAGUCGCUCAAUGUGUCGGGUAUCAUCCUCCCUCCGCGAGUGACUGUAGGUCAAAAGGGCCGAGUGUCGUUGAGCAUCGAGGGCAGGAGGGUGGACCGAGUCCAGACUGCAUGGUUUCUCAAUGACACCCCCAUCACUGACACCUCAAUCACAGGAACCUCCAAAGCUAACUUUAACUGCCUCUACAGCCCCCUAACCACCAUCCAUCUCCCCUACGGUCUAACUCUCACCUCCCCAGCCUCAGAGAAAGGUCCUCUCCUGGCCUCCAGAGGCGAGCUGGGAUACUACAAGCUGCACACUCAGGGGCCGCUGCACUCUUCUGGAAACGGCAUCCAGCAGCUCAUCUCCUCGCUCACCUUCAUCCCCCAGAUUUCCAUCCACAAGAGCGCCGUGUUCAAGUGUCAGGUGUCGUACGUGGGCAAGGACAAGAUCGUGGAGGAGAGGGUGUCGGAGAAGUUCACUAUUCUCUCUCCUCCAGAGGUGUCGGAAAUACAACUGGCUGAGACACAGAAUGACUCAGAUGUCAUCAGCAUGACAGUCCGAGCGUCCCAGUUCCAUCCAGAUGUCAUCACCUUCCGCUGGUUCUGUCAGGGCGGCGAGCUAAGCCCUGUGGCUUCCCAGGCCUCGUCCUCCCCUCGUCCAAACUCUGAGGGAUUCUUUUCAGCCUUCAGCCAGUGUAAGCUUCCCCGAAGUGAACUGGAAAGAGGAGCCGCUAAAGUGUGGGUCAGCGUUCACCACAUCGCCCUGAAGCAGCCGGUCAUCCGAGAGACCAGAGGCUUCAUCAAGAGGCCAACAGUGUCCGACAUUGUCAGCUCCACCUGCUCCUCGGAUCAGACUUCAACUCUGGGAUGUGAAAUCACAGAUUUCUACCCUCCGAACAUAUCAGUCACUUGGCUGAAGCUCAGAGAGGGAGAGCAGGAUGACAGAGAGGAGGAGGUGAUAGAGGGAGGAGAGAUGUGGGGUCCUAUUCAGACUCUAACCAGACUGUACAGGGCGACGGCCACUCUGAAGAGGAGGCCAACAAAUCAGGACAUAAAGGACAGAAGAGGAGGGAUUAUUUGCAGAGUGGAGCACUGUUCCCUGCAUGAACCUAUUGUGAGACACUGGAGAAACGGUGACAUCGCUGCUCCCUCCAUCCCUCCCUCGAUCUCGGUCUGUUGGAGCAGUGAAGGCGUCGGUGUGUUCUCUCUCCUGCUGAAGGGAGGUCACCCGAAGGUCAAACUACUGUGGGCAGCAGGAGGAGCGACGCUCUCGCCGCUGGUGUCCAGUGAGACUGAGGAGAUCGGAGACGACGGACUGAGAGAGCUGAAAAGUGUGUGUGCUCUGGAGAGGUCAACAGGCCUGCCGAGUCCCACAAGCAAACAGCCGGAGAGACGCAAGAAUGGACAUGCAAUAAAAACAAAAGCAGCAGUUGCAGACCCUGACACCGAAGGAAUAGAAUACAUCGACGAAAAAGUGGACGGAGAUAACAACAACACUGAAAGGGAGGAAGAAACGCUGUCAGAAGUGGACGAGGACAGCGACAAAGAACGAGAGGACGACCCCGGAGCUCUGCACAUCAACAGGGUCAACCUGAGGAGGGGUCCCAGAGAAAACGAGAGGGCACGUCUGAGAGUCUGCCUGGAGAUCACACACCCUACACUCAAACUUCCUGUUUAUCGAACCUGGACAGAGCCCAAUGAGGAAAUUUCAUCUUCUGCAUGAACGCCCUGCAAGAGCGCUUCUCUAUUUCACAUAUCCCAUGUAAUGUAUCUAAUAUUUAUCUCUAAAGUACAUAUAAACCUGUAGUUCUGUUUUUUUUUUUUUUUUUUUUUUUUUUUUUUUUUUUUUUAGGGUAUCCAACUGUAUUAAAUAUGAUCAACAAGUGUGGCUCUGCUUCCAACAUUUUAUAGUUACAUUUUAUAUUCUUAGAAAGUUUUCCUUUAUAUAUACAUAUUUUUGUACAAAUAAUUUUACUGUGGAUAUUUUUCUGAAUCUGUAUUUGAAAAUAAAAAACUAAAUCAUUUA